Chironomus riparius is the source of this 2094-nucleotide messenger RNA. The record is from the annotation of a GenBank genome assembly. Lineage: Eukaryota; Metazoa; Arthropoda; Insecta; Diptera; Chironomidae.
AUGAACAGUAUAGAGGUAAGAGAUGCAACAAAAACUUACGAUAGCAAGCAUAUUGUUUUAAAUGGAUUGAAUUUACAAGUGCAAGCAGGUUCCAUAUACGGCUUGAUUGGAGCUUCAGGAUGUGGAAAGACAACUCUUUUAUCUUGUAUUCUUGGAAUGAAGCAGCUCGAUGGUGGAGUUAUAAAAGUUUUGGGACAAGAAGUUGUGCAUGACAAAUCAUCAAAUUUUCCUCACAUUAUUGGAUUUAUGCCUCAAGAAACUGCUUUAGUUUUGGAACUAACAAUCAAAGAGACUUUGAAUUAUUUUGGGAAUAUUUUUCAAAUGAAUCAAGUUUUAUUGAAGCAGCGUUUGUUGAUGAUUUGUGGUUUAUUGGAACUAAAUAACGUCAAUAAACGAAUUUCACACUUGUCAGGAGGUGAGCAAAGACGAGUAUCAUUUGCUGCUGCUUUAAUCCAUGAUCCAAAAAUUUUAAUCCUUGACGAGCCAACAGUUGGACUUGAUUCUAUUCUCCGUGAAAAAAUAUGGACAUUCUUAAUUGACUCUACAAAAUCUACAGAUAUGACUGUGAUUAUCACAACACAUUAUAUUGCGGAAGCAGAAAGGUCAAACCGCUGUGGACUAAUGAGCAAUGGAAUAUUGUUGGCAGAAGACAAUCCACAGAAUAUUUUUCGAAGUCUUAACGUUUCAAAUCUUGAAGAAGCUUUCUACAAGUUAUGUUAUUCAGAAAGGUUUAAAGUCAAUGAUGAAAUUGCCAAUACUGAUAAAGUUCAAAUGGAUUUGUCCAACACAAUGGAAGCAUCUAGUUCAAAAAAAUAUUCGAAAACUAAUAUGGAAGACAAAAAGAGAGGAAAUUUCUCAUUUCAAAUCUUGAAAGCAUUGUUUGACAAGGAAAUCAUAAGAAUUAGGCGUCAACCAGGGGAAUUCGCAUUCACCAUUUUACUUCCGGUUGUUCAAGUCAUCUGCUUUGUAUUUGGAAUGGGAGGCAAUCCAAAAGGGUUGCAGAUAGGAAUUGUCAAUUAUGAAGUCACAGAUCAAACAAUCUGCUCAGAAUACUUAUAUUCAACAAAUUACGAAUUUAACAGCACAUCAUGUUCCUUUCAACGUCUUUCAUGCUAUUUCCUAAAUGAAAUACACGAUGAAAGUGCAAUGAAGGUUUACCACGAUUCAAUCGAUGAAGCUUACAAAGACGCAAAAGCUGGAAAGACAAUUGGGUUUUUGAUAAUCGCUUCAAACUUUACAGACGUGAUUAGCGAGAGGAAGAAUGAUUGGCAAUAUAUCACGGAGUAUAAAAACUUUACAGACGCAAACUUGAUACAAAUUCAUCUGGAUGAAAGUGAUUUCACAAUCAAAACAUUUUUGUAUAUUCGGCUAUUGAAAGCUUUUGAGAGAUUCAACAAGAAAGUGCUCCGACAAUGCAAUAUAAAUGACAAAUUUGAAGAUUCUCUACUGCGUUUGAAAACAUUUUAUGGAGAUUUUGAAGACGAUUAUGUUGUUACAUUAAUGCCAUCUGUAUUUGGACAAAUCUUAUUCUUUGGUGGAAUCCUCUUCUCAAUUUCUUGCAUAGCUCAAUCUCGAAUUGAAGGCGUUUGGAAUCGAACCAUGCUGGCUGGAGUGUCUACGAAUGAAGUUUUAGCCGUGCAAUUUUUUAUCUUAUCAAUAUCAAAUGUCAUUCAAGUUUUGAUAUUUAAAAUAUUUUUUCACAUAUUCUUUGAUACCAAAAUAAUUGGAAAUAGUUGGCUGCUUGGUACCGUUUGUAUUGGAAUGUAUAUGGUUGGAACUAGUAUGGGAUUGUUCAUUUCGAUUUACACGAAUAAUAUUUAUAUUGUAAACAGUGCUGGAGUUAUGAUAAGUUUGAGCUGUGGAUUCCUAUGCGGAGGUAUUUGGCCAAUUGAAGCACAGCCUGAUUAUCUCAAAUAUAUCUCUUUCAUGUUACCAACGACAAUUCCAAGCAUAACAAUUCGAAAUAUUAUUGCAAAAGGAUUUACAGUUUCACAUUAUACUGUGUAUGGAGGACUUUUGCUAAUAAGUGGAUACAUUAUUUUAUUCUUUACUCUUAGCUUUUUGACAUUAAGAAGAAGAAAAUUUUCAAAUUAA